Molecule: messenger RNA, 3494 nt
Organism: Phodopus roborovskii (desert hamster)
Lineage: Eukaryota; Metazoa; Chordata; Mammalia; Rodentia; Cricetidae
Gene: Tmem87b
Product: transmembrane protein 87B
Exons: 19
Coding region: 44-1711 (555 amino acids)
Biological process (GO): retrograde transport, endosome to Golgi
Cellular component (GO): Golgi apparatus; membrane
Source: RefSeq, a predicted model, not a curated record
GCGUGGCCGGUCCCGGGAACGCAGGUGCGGCUUCCGCGUCAAGAUGGCUGCCGCCUGUCGCUCUUCGGCUUUGCUCCCUCCCGGCCCCCUGUGCCGCCUGCCUGCCCCGGCCCAGCUGCUGAGCAUUGCCCUGUGUCUGCUCUGCUGGGCUCCGGCGGCUGUGGACGCCGUCCCUGAGCUCGGGCUUUGGACGAGGACCGUCAAUGACAAAUCAGGACCUUUGAUAUUUAGGAAAACUAUGUUUAACUCUACUGAGAUCAAGUUUUCUGUGAAGUCAUUCAGUUGUUCUGGACCUGUGAAGUUUACCAUAGAGUGGCAUUUGAAGUAUCACACCUGCCACAAUGAAUACGCUGAGCUGGAGGAGGAACUGUCCCAAAAACAUACACUUAAUGCUGAUAUGGACUUCUGUGCCUAUUUCAAGAACGUUGACUGUUGGACAACAAAAAGUGAAAACUUAGAUUGCAACAGUGAUUUACAGGCAUUUCCCUCAUUAAAUAAUAAAGAGCUAACAGGCAGCAGAAAUGUUUCAAGCCAAGAAGGAUCAAUGGAUGUUGUAGCCAGGACCCAGAAAGAUGGCUUUCACAUCUUCAUCGUUUCUAUUAAGACAGAAAAAACAGAUGCAAUCUGGGAUUUGAAUGUUUCUCUUUCUAUGGUGGGGCCUCAUGGAUACAUCUCUGCAUCAGACUGGCCUCUAAUGAUUUUUUACAUGGUGAUGUGUAUUGUUUACAUAUUGUAUGGUGUCCUCUGGCUGAUGUGGUCUGCCUGUUACUGGAAGGAUAUAUUAAGAAUCCAGUUCUGGAUUGCAGCUGUUAUUUUCCUAGGAAUGCUUGAAAAAGCAGUUUUUUAUAGUGAAUACCAAAACAUCAACAGCACUGGACUGUCAACCCAAGGUUUACUGAUAUUUGCGGAGUUGAUAUCUGCAGUUAAGAGGACAUUGGCUCGCCUGCUUGUGAUCAUUGUGAGCUUGGGUUAUGGCAUUGUCAAGCCUCGGCUAGGAACAGUUAUGCAUCGGGUGAUUGGACUGGGACUGCUUUACUUGAUCUUUGCAGCCAUUGAAGGCGUCAUGAGAGUCAUCGGGGCGAAUGACUCUGAUCUUGUUCUUCUGGCCAGCCUGCCUCUCUCUCUUCUUGACUCAGGCUUGUGCUGGUGGAUUUUUAUAAGUUUGGCACAGACUAUGAAGACUCUAAGGCUAAGAAAGAACACUGUGAAAUUUUCAUUGUAUAGGCAUUUUACAAAUACACUCAUCUUUGCUGUGCUAGCUUCUAUAGUGUUUAUGGUGUGGACAACAAAGACCUUCAGGAUUGCAAAAUGCCAAUCAGACUGGAUGGAGCUCUGGGUUGAUGAUGCAUUUUGGAGCUUUCUCUUUUCUCUCAUCCUUAUCGUGAUAAUGUUCUUAUGGAGGCCAUCAGCGAAUAAUCAGAGGUAUGCCUUCAUGCCCUUGAUAGAUGAUUCUGAUGAUGAAGUUGAGGAAUUCAUGGUAACAUCUGAAAAUUUAACUGAAGGAAUAAAACUAAGAGCUUCGAAAACAGUUUCAAACGGAACAGCCAAACCUACUUGUGAUAAUUUUGAUGAAGAUUUGAAGUGGGUGGAAGAAAAUAUUCCCUCUUCGUUCACAGAUGUGGCUCUCCCAGUCUUAGUGGACUCAGAUGAGGAAAUUAUGACCAGAUCUGAAAUAGCUGAAAAAAUGUUCUCUUCAGAAAAGAUAAUGUGACUGGGACCUGCAGUGGACGGCUUAAUAUAUGUUUUACUGUGUUGUCUUGGAGAUUUGUGUACGCGAAUGAAGAAUUCAGGUGUGGGAGGGCCUGCCACCCUCAUAAAGCCAUCUUUAGAACUGACUCAUAAAGUCAGUUUCAUUGCCAUUAAGUUGCCUGAAUUUGGAAAUAAUCUGAUAAGUCUUAGCAGUGUGUACACAGAUGUGAGUUAGGUGACGGCUAUUGGCAUUUGGAUUUGUGGUCUCAGUCUUCUUCAGAACAAAGAAUCUGUAGCUGGAUGUGGUUGUACAUGCCUGGCAUUUGAAAUCUCUGAAAUCAAGGCCAGCCUGGUCUACAUAGUUCCAGGACAACCAGAGAGAGCUAUGUAGUGAGACCCUGUCUCAAAACAACCACACAAACAACAAAAGUAAAAAAAACAAAAGAAUCUAUGAACACUCUUUCCCCUCUCCGCUUUGAGAUAACAUGCUUCUCCUGAAUGCUCCACAGCAGUGUUCGUCUUUUCUAGUGGUGAUUUUAUUCGAGUUUUUAUACUGAGGUGACUUCAUAUUGGAACAUGAGCAUGUUCAUAUGUUUAACCCUGUUCCCUCUGCUGGUGUACACAAAGCUCUUAUUUGUAAAUACCACCACGCACUUCACACCAUGGAGUCUGAACUCAGGGGAACACAAGUGCACAAUGAGACACGUAUGUCCACAGACUUGCAGGCCACGGGUAUAUUUGCUGCUGCUAAUUCUGCUGUGACCCCUGGCCAUAUGGCUCCCCUAAAGCACUUUCUUCCCAGCCCCUUGGUGCAGCAUUCCUUGUGACCCUUGUGGGGACUUGCACAGUAUCAGAUUGGUUACACAUUCUUGGUGAUUGCCAUUCCAUAAUGAAAACAUCUAACUAUACCAUGCAUCAACUUACCAGCCCUCCCUCCACCAUACUUUACAGCUUGUUUUGUUAAAUUAUGUUUAUAAUGUAUGAUUGACAGUUUGUGUCUAUUAUUUUUAAAUAUAGAAUGUUGUAGACUUGAAAGGCAUCUGAAUGUAGUGUUAUGAAAAUGUGAAUGCUACUUUUGUGACCAAAGAUAACAGGCUGACAACAUUUAGGGUCUUGGGGCUUUCCUCUGGAGGACUCCUGGCCUUGUGAAUUAGAACAACUCGUAAUAAUUGAGGAAACAUGGAAAUCUGACCAGGAACGCUUAACCACAACAUGCAGUGAUUUCCACUGUGAUGCCACAAAACAAACCUAUCUUUCAGAAGCCUACUUUCUGAGUUUAUUUCCUGUGUACUCAUAUUAAAGGGGUUGCUAGAGGUCUGUUUCUGUAGUUUAUCCCUUGAGAAUGUUUUUCCAUGGUGAACACGGGAACAGCAGUGUUGGCAGACCUGGUGGAGAAAGGCUGGCUCACAGUCCCGCUGUUUGCUGGCGCUUCCCGGGGGGAGAGUGGCCAGUUCAACCAUGGUGGGUCCACUCCUGUCAGUUUCCACCACAGGGAUGGCUGCUGCCCACUGUGCUUCCCUGUGUGCUUGUCCAUUUUGGCUUUGACAUAGUUCCCCUUCUAGCCAGUUGUUUGAGGACGCCCCUUGAGGGGUGUGGGUUGCAGGGUUUCGCUGUAGCCCAGGCUGACUGAUGAUGUAUUUGCUGUAUUUGAUGCCCUGGCCUCACAGAAUGAGGCAGCUCACCACACUCACAUUGCCUGCAGUUGAGUAUUUCUGCUUACAGCCAGCAGGAACCACACAUUGUGCAGAGUGUGUCUGGGGAGUUGAUGGCCAGAGAAAUGCUUUUGAUACCAACUCAGUAGUGUU